GUUAUAAAAAUGCAGAGAAUUUGCAAUGCCCUGCAGAUAAAUAUUUGAGAGAUUAAUGCACUUUGAUCUGUGUUAUUUUUACAUUUAAACAGGAAAUUCCAAAACAAAGACAUAUUCAGCAAGGUGGAAAAUCCAAACAGACAGCACCACAACAUCAUUAAUCCAGGGGAUUAAAAUUAGAUAGAGCUGAAAACAAUACUGACUGGAUUCUACAACCAAAUCAGGGAGCCCUUGCUGACUGCAGACAAAAAUGACUUUACGGUUUGAAGCUGCUUGUCCUGAGGGCCUAUGUCCAGGAUGGAGCUUCAUUCUGAAAGGAGAUCCUCCUUUUCAGGCAAGCAAAUUUGAGAUUAACUUUGUUUGUGAACGAGACGACAAAAUAGCAUUUCACUUUAACCCUCGCUUUACGGAAUCAGACAUCGUUUGCAAUUCUUUUGUGUCCAAUCACUGGGGUCAAGAGGAGCGAUGUACUACCUUCCCUUUUGGGGCAGAGGAGCCCUUUCAGAUUGAAAUUUAUUCCGAUCAUGAAAACUUCCAUGUCUUCCUUGAUGAAUCCAAGAUAAUGCAGUACAAGCAUCGAAUUGAGGACCUGAAGACAAUAACAAAAGUACAAGUGUUAAAUGACAUAAAUAUCUCUUCAGUGGAGAUCACUAAGAAACCCUUUUAUUAGAUUAAGAAUCUAUUAAGGGGCUUGUGUCUACUGACAAAACCUACUUAGAAACAUUUGCUCUUUCUAUAAGAAAUGUAAAGCUAAAAAAAGUUUCUUUACUCAUUGUCUGAGAAUUUUGUUAUGAAUCUUUAGUUAUUAUGACAAUCAUUUCUGAUUAAACUUUUUUAACAAAGAGCUAAUGUUAAUAUCUCUUUUAAUCUCAUGCAUCUGAACCUAAAGACUGUGUGCCUGGACACCAUAUUUAAGAGAAAAUAUAUGGUCUUUAAAUAAACAACACAUUAAAUUAAUUA
Lepisosteus oculatus (spotted gar) is the source of this 960-nucleotide messenger RNA. RefSeq names its product galectin-related inter-fiber protein (gene grifin). NCBI's taxonomy places the organism in Eukaryota, Metazoa, Chordata, Actinopteri, Semionotiformes, Lepisosteidae. Gene Ontology annotation, molecular function: carbohydrate binding. The record is from RefSeq and is a predicted model, not a curated record.